Molecule: messenger RNA, 1257 nt
Organism: Metarhizium brunneum ARSEF 3297
Lineage: Eukaryota; Fungi; Ascomycota; Sordariomycetes; Hypocreales; Clavicipitaceae
Gene: ubx1
Product: UBX domain-containing protein 1
Biological process (GO): proteasome-mediated ubiquitin-dependent protein catabolic process; nuclear membrane reassembly; membrane fusion
Cellular component (GO): nucleus; cytosol
Molecular function (GO): ubiquitin binding
Source: RefSeq, a predicted model, not a curated record
AUGGCUGACAACCAUGACACUCCCAACCGGGAGAAGCUUGUGCAAGACUUUGCAAACAUGUGCAACUGCAGUCCGGAGCAGGCAACGCAGUACCUUGAUGCCAAUCAAUGGGAUCUUAUUGCCGCUUGUAACAGCUUUUUCCAGGACGAUGACGAAGCAAGGAUGCAAAGCGGAUCGGGCGAUUCAAGGCCUGAGUCCGCGUAUUCUGGGCCUCGUACGCUCGACGGGCGACCUGCUCCCGCCGCCGCUUCGUCUAGCAGAGGAGGUCCUCAGACGACGUCACAACCCAAGAGGAAAGGCAUUGCGACGUUAGGGUCUCUUGGUAGCGGUGCCCAUGCCCACGAUGACGAGGGAGACGAUGAUGACGACUACGAGGACGACGAUGAUGAGGGCCGUGGCAAUCUUUUUGCUGGCGGCGAGAAAUCUGGACUUGCCGUACAGGACCCGCACCAAGAAGGUAGCCAAAGAAAAAUCAUCAGUGAUAUUCUGGCCAAGGCGGCGAAAGCCAAUGCAUCCCGCCCCGAUCAGUCUGUGGACGAACCUGGUCCGUCUGGUCCAUCGCGCUUCCGCGGUGCUGGCGUCACACUAGGCGGCGAGGGCGUUGAAAGCCGCAGGAUUCCUGGUCCUCUGGGCGCUGCUCCUACAUCCAGUGCCGAGCCUGAGGAGCGCAUUCUACACAUCUGGCAGAACGGUUUCAGCAUUGAUGAUGGGGAACUUCGACGAUUUGACGACCCAGCCAAUCAAGCGGAUUUGCAAAUGAUAAAAUCAGGCCGCGCUCCGCUACACUUAAUGAAUGUCCAACAUGAUCAGAGAGUCGACGUCAAGCUGCAUCGGCACGAGACCCCCUACAAGCCACCGCCUAAGAAGUAUAAGCCUUUCUCUGGAACAGGUCAGCGUCUGGGAAGUCCUGUACCUGGCGUUGGUACUCCCGCUCCGCCAGCUGCUUCCACAACCACAGCACCAGCCUCAUCGGCAUCAGCAUCGGCAAACCGGGAGCCAUCCAUCGACUCUUCACAGCCUACCGUCCUGAUCAGAAUUCAGAUGCCAGACGGAACGCGACUCCCAGCUCGCUUUAAUACCACCAAUACUGUGGGUGAUGUCUAUGGAUUUGUCCAGGGGGCGUCGCCAGAGACUAGAACUCGGUCGUGGGUCCUCGCAACGACCUUCCCGAACAAGGAGCAUACUGAUAAAGACUUGGUAUUGGGUGAUAUGGCGGAAUUCAAAAAGGGCGGGACGGCUGUUGUCAAAUGGACUUAG